AUGGGCUCAACACAAUUUGGGAAUUUCGGCAAUUUUUGUCGUGAUUCCACGCUCCCAGUGUGCAACUUGCUCACCAACAGCCACGACCAGAAUGGAGGAUGGGGCGGCUGCGCACUCACGGGCAUCGCGCUGAGCGGUGGGAGGAGGCUGGGCAACCUGGGCUCGAUAUUACUAUGCGGUGUCGCGAUCGCUACGGCCAUCUAUCUGAUUCUGCGCUCCGAGCGCAAAAAAGCGGCUGUCGGAAGGAGGGAAAUGCAGUUGUUCCUCGUCGGUUAUAUCGUCAUUUCGAUUUGCGAGAUUUUCACAGUCGGGGAGUUUCCCCUAAGCUCCACAGUUCGCAUAGCGUUCACUGGCAUCCACAUCGGCUUCAUCAUUGCGACCACCUGGAUGCUGAUGCUGAAUGCCGUCGUCGGGUACCAAUUCAUUGACGACGGCACACCAAUGUCGCUCGGCCUAAUUCUGGCAUCUGCCAUCGUGCUACUGGUCGGGACGGGCUACAUCGCUCUUGACACCGGGUUCAACUGGACAGGCACGUUCGAAUCGAGCUACGACGGCCCUAAUUACCGAAACAUCGCGCUGUAUGUGCUGUACCAGCUGGCGCCGCUGAUCUUCCUCGUUGCAUUCUACGUCCUCGAGACCGUUCUAGUCUUGCGAGUGCUGGGCGAGACAAGGCCCAUGGUCUAUCUCACUCUGGCCGCCAUCCUUUUUGCACUGGGCCAAAUCUUCAACUACGCGAUCAGCCCGCAUAUUUGCAACGGCACGAGCGGCAAGAUUGACGGCGCAUUGUUCGAGACGCUCUUUACCCUGCUCUCGGUUGUCAUGGUCUGGGUUUUCUGGUCCUCUAUCACGGAAGACGAUUGGCCCAUGCCUGUUGGGAACUAUCCAUAA
Molecule: messenger RNA, 888 nt
Organism: Diaporthe amygdali
Lineage: Eukaryota; Fungi; Ascomycota; Sordariomycetes; Diaporthales; Diaporthaceae
Product: chitin synthase export chaperone
Exons: 2
Coding region: 1-888 (295 amino acids)
Biological process (GO): protein folding
Cellular component (GO): endoplasmic reticulum membrane
Source: RefSeq, a predicted model, not a curated record